Molecule: messenger RNA, 279 nt
Organism: Clunio marinus
Lineage: Eukaryota; Metazoa; Arthropoda; Insecta; Diptera; Chironomidae
Source: the annotation of a GenBank genome assembly
AUGAUUGCGAUGUUGAAUUCAUCCGCGAACCUCUCCAUGGAUUCCGUUCUAAAAAAUAGAUUUCAGAUCCAGAUAUUUUUGUGUGCGAGCGUGUUGCUACAACGCAUGAGCAGCAAGCAAAAGUUACAGAAAAGCGAUUCUGUUAGAAAAAGUUUUCCCUUCGGCUUCCUUCCCAGUCCUUACAAACUAAUGACAAUUUCCACGAAACAUUCAACGAAAAAUGGAAUAAAGUAUCUAAAAGCUUUAAGUUUGCAAAUGUUUCCACAACCACAUAAGUAA